Messenger RNA from Lathyrus oleraceus (garden pea), 1563 nucleotides. RefSeq names its product zinc finger CCCH domain-containing protein 15. Gene Ontology annotation, molecular function: metal ion binding; mRNA binding. Bases 66 to 1352 code for a protein of 428 amino acids. The record is from RefSeq and is a predicted model, not a curated record. The transcript has 3 exons. NCBI's taxonomy places the organism in Eukaryota, Viridiplantae, Streptophyta, Magnoliopsida, Fabales, Fabaceae.
GUCAUUAUUACUUUCAUCCUCUAUCUUUUCUUCUGAGCCAUUGCAGUACCACACAAACGUACACAAUGCUACUGUCCAUGGGAAUUUCACCUCUACCUUUAUUUCUCUCUUCUACUUCUUCACUAUCCUUUUCACUUUCACCUUCUACUACGAAAACUCUCCGAAACACUUCCUUCAAAAUCAAAACCCUUAAAACUGAAAGAGAACCUUCGUCAUCAGAUCCAAAUCCAGGUUUCGAUCCUAAACCAGGUGUAGCCGUUUACAAACCUAAAUCCUAUCAAGUUCUCGCCACUGAUGCUUCUUAUUCCCUCGCUUAUGCUCUUCAAGACGGAAAACUUCAUCUCGAGAUCGAUUUGCCUCGCCGCAUGGAGGCUUCCAAUGAGGUUGAAGCUCUGCAGCAAGAGAACGAAGAGCUCCGUGCGGUGAACAAAGAGUUGCAGAAGAGUCUGAACCUCCUAGUUCAGGCUUCGCUGGAGAAUCAAUUUGGCCAUGGCGGCUCCUCCGUUCAGACACAAUCGAUUCUGUCUGAUAUAUUGCACAGUCUCCGUGGCUUGAGUCUUGGAGAUGGAAAAGAAAACUGUGCUGGUGGUUGGAAUAACAAUAACAUCAAGAAUAAUAAUAAUAGUAGCAAGGAGCUGCAGGAAGAUUCGGAUGAGAGUUCAACGAGUGUGAUAGAUAAUAACGAUGUUGAUGUUGAUGCAGAACGGUUGUCGCUGCCGAAGAGCAUAUCUGUGAGAUCCAAUGGCUAUGCGAUGCAGGAAGAUUCGGAUGAGAGUUCAACGAGUGUGAUAGAUAAUAACGAUGUUGAUGUUGAUGCAGAACGGUUGUCGCUGCCGAAGAGCAUAUCUGUGAGAUCCAAUGGCUAUGUGAUGGUGGCUCAGCCUCCAACCGCCGUAACUAACAAUAAUGCUGGUCGCAGUACCAAGAGCGCUACCCGCUCUCAGGCGUCUUCCACUCAUCCAGAUUACGUUCAAGAGGUAUAUGUGCGAGGUGGAGGGCAGAAAGAAGAAGAGCCUCUUGAGAUGACUGCCGUUGAUCAGUGGAGGUUCAAGACUAAGCUGUGCGCAAAUUGGCAGAGAACUGGCACAUGCCCUUAUACUGACAACUGCCAAUUCGCUCACGGUAUUGGGGAGCUUCGCCCGUUGAUCCGCCACCCACGCUACAAAACUGAGGCCUGUAGGAUGAUUUUAACUGGGAUUGUCUGCCCGUAUGGCCAUAGAUGCUAUUUCCGUCAUGAACUUACUGACCAAGAGAAAGCUAUAUCACAAUCUAAAGCCAAGAUCAGGAAAGCUGGAAAGAUAAACAGUCUCAUGGAGUUGUUUGACUCAAAAGAUACGAUAGUACAUACAUAGUAAUAUUCCUGAUUGUGUAGUUAAAAAUUGAGGUCUAGAACAUGAUUCAUGUGGAGAAUGUGGUCAUCCAUCGUAUAUUUUUUUUUUAGCAUAAGGUUGAAGAUGAAGAAGAUAAUGGAAGAGAAAGAGAGAAAAUAAAUUUGUAACUAACUUUCUUCUGAUUGAAAAACAGUUACAGUUUAGAGUCUAUAACAAACUGAAAUUGGUUCAA